Molecule: messenger RNA, 2224 nt
Organism: Humulus lupulus (European hop)
Lineage: Eukaryota; Viridiplantae; Streptophyta; Magnoliopsida; Rosales; Cannabaceae
Product: protein ACCELERATED CELL DEATH 6-like
Exons: 4
Coding region: 655-1734 (359 amino acids)
Cellular component (GO): plasma membrane
Molecular function (GO): protein phosphatase regulator activity; protein phosphatase 1 binding
Source: RefSeq, a predicted model, not a curated record
UCUCUUUCCCCGUCUACUCUCUCUCUCUCUCUCUUCUCUUUCUCUUAUCUUCUUUCUCUCUUCUCUCCACGGCCACACACCACCACCACACAGAUCCAACCUCCAGCAACCACUAUUUUUGACACGUGGAAAAUCAUUUAAUUCAUCUUACUCCGACAACCUCAACCACCAACCGGCGCUGCCUAACUCGCUGUCAACUAUUUGGAAUAGUCCGUCAAAGUUUUUGUCCGUCAACUUUGACUGUGUUUUCCGGCCAACUCCGAAUACCCCUCGAUGAGUGGUUGGUACCUUUGGAAACAGCGUGGAGAGAGGAACAAAACCCACUAAGUCAUUCCGGUCAACUCGUCGUUUUUCUCCAGCGAGAUUUUGGGUAUCUCCGCUACUUUCCGGCAACGUUCCGGCGAGUCUGAACACUUUUUGGAACGAUGGUUCACAUGAAUGUGAUCUACUCGCUGAUGUGGUCAUUUUGAUAUAUGCCACGCCUACCUUCAUUGAUGUUUUCGAUACACCGCUCACUACCUCCACCAACUGCUAUUGUGCACUGCUUGGGAAAAUCGUGAUAUUAAAAUUGGACUAAAACAUUUUAGGAUCAUCGUUAAGCUUAGCAUCGUCGCUUUUGGCUCGGAUUGAAAAUUCUAAGGAGGAAUAACAAAAAUGCUUUUGGACAAAGUAGAUUAUCUGACAAAACAAGCAGAUGAUGGUGGUUGUAUUCCACUGCACUAUGUUGCUUUCUUCGGCUCAUCAAAUGUGGUGGAGAUGACAAAAAUGUUGCUAGAAAAUAAUGAAAGUAGUGCAUACAUCAAAAAUAAGAAAGGCAUGACAGCGCUUCACAUUGCAGCUUACAAUGAGUGUUAUGGUGAUAAGAUAAUGAAGGAAAUUCUGACAAGUUGUCCAGAUAGCUACGAAGAAGUUGACAAUGAAGGCAGAAAUGUUCUACACCAUGCUGUGUCGACUACAUAUCUCUCCAACGUAAACUUCAUCUUAGAACACGCAUCAUCAUUAAUUUUAAAUAGAAAAGAUAAGGAAGGAAAUACCCCAUUGCUUCAUAUGGCUGCCACUUCCUCAUGGAAUCUACCCAUUCUAAAAGCUUUGUUGUCUCAUCCCAAAGUGAAUAGGAUGUCACUCAACAAACAAAACAACAAUAUUCGAGAUGAGUAUAUGAUUCAAUUCAAACAAUAUGAGGUAAGAAUGCUGGAUCUCUUCAAUAAAUACUUCAUAGAGCCUUCUGUGGGAAUACAUAUCCUAGAACUCGAACUCAAUCGCAAGAACAUUAAUUAUAUGCAGAAGGAAAUCAUUACAAAAAUUAAAGAAUCUAGUCUAGUUACUUCUACGUUGAUUGCGACAGUGACAUUUGCAGCUGGAUUUACGAUGCCAGGAGGUUACAUAAGCGACGAGGUUGGACAUCGACAACAAGGGAGUGCUGUACUGAGGAACAACACAGCAUUUCAGGCCUUCAUCAUAACAAACACAAUGGCCAUGUUGCUCUCUGCUACAUCUGUUUUUUUGAACAUCUUUCUUAAUAUAACAUUUGUAGAAGGAGUAAAUGAUCACAGGAAGUGGAAUUACUAUAAGUUUUGCAUGAGCUUAACCAUCUAUGCCCUGGCCUUAAUGAUGAUAGCAUUUGUCACUGGUACAUACGCAGUGUUGUCACUUUCUGCUCCCCUUGCCAUCACCACUUGUUUUAUUGGAUCGCUUUUCUUCGUUAUCACAUUCUACAUAAUAUAUAAUGCAUGAAUAAGAGAGUGUAUAAUUUAGGAAUAAUUUUCAUAUAUAUACUCAUAAAUCUUCUAGUCAUAACUUGUGCAAGUGAUAAAUAUAUAAGAGUAAACUCAAAAUUUUAAAUUUAUUAUUAAUAAAUUUAUUUUAAUUAUUUAAAUAUUAUUACAAUAUAUAAAUGUUAUUAUGUGUUAGUUCAUCCACUUUAACUAAAUGUUAUUGUGGUGUUUGGGUUCUUUUUCUUUCAGUUUUAUUGUUAUGUUUAGUUAGUUAGUUCUGUUAAGGGAAUUAGCUAUAAAUAUUUGAGAACCUUGGUCUGUUGGGAUAUUGGUUAAGAGUUAGAAAUUGAGUGAGAUUGGAGGGUUGUAAAGAGUUCAAGUGUAUCUGAUCUUGAUCUUUCAUUGUGUGAGCUCUCUUUGUAAUUUGAAGCAAGGCUUCUUGGUGUAAACUCUUGUUCUGAUCUCAAGCUUACUGAAUAAAGUUCUCAGCCAUUUUUUAGGUUGUUCUA